Messenger RNA from Aspergillus brunneoviolaceus CBS 621.78, 1460 nucleotides. RefSeq lists its product as uncharacterized. NCBI's taxonomy places the organism in Eukaryota, Fungi, Ascomycota, Eurotiomycetes, Eurotiales, Aspergillaceae. The coding region runs from base 79 to 1395 and encodes 438 amino acids. The transcript has a single exon. The record is from RefSeq and is a predicted model, not a curated record.
GGCUGUCUGGUUUUCCCUCCUAUUCUUCCCAUUCUUCUUUGCUCAGGUCGGACAAGUCCAGCCCAAGUUCAGCAAGCAAUGUCUGCCCGGCUAAUGCGCCUGGUGCCCCUUGCCGGGCUCCUCAUGGGACUGCUCCUCACCUUCUACUACCUGUACAGGGGGGUCGCAGCCCCAUCAGCCACUGGCCUGGAGGAAACCACUCAGCACAAUAAUAUCGACCUUUCGCAUCUUUCAGACACUCAUCACCAAGUCUUUUCCGCAUCGACCCCCAACCAGAAAUAUUUCCACGUUGACUUUGGUGAACGAGAUGGCUUCAACCCCAGCAUCAUCCCCCAUCCCGUACUGCAAGACAAAUGGAUCAUCACCGCGCAACUCGCGCGCAAUCGCUCGCAGACCGAGCCCCUCUCCGUCUGGAGUGCCGAGCUGGUCUGUACCGCAGCCUUCCAGGACCAAGGUCGCACGCUACGCUGCGUUGACCAGCCUCUCAUCCUUCCCAUCGCUGCGACCGCCACUGACGAGACGCGCUGCAAUGGCGAGCUGGAAUUUCUCUCGGUGAGCCUGGGGCCGCACGAUGCGCGGAUCUUCUACGGGCCCGACCGACCGUAUGCGGUGUAUGGGUCGAACUCGCAGCAUACGUGUUUUGGACAGUGGGCGUUGGACUUCCGCGUGCUGGUUGACUGGCCGGGCGAGGAGCUGAUUCAGACCCCAACGUAUCGACACCCGGUCGAGCUCCAGCGACCCCUCCUUCCGGGGUACUCUGCGAUCGAGAAGAACUGGUUCCUGUUCUGGGACAUGCACGGGACGGCAUACGUGCAUUACGAUGUGGCGCCCACGCGGGCCUUCUCGCAGCUGCUGAGUAUCGCCGAUGGCUCCGUCGGUUCCGAUCUGGCAGCCAAUGCCGCCCCCAUCGAUGAGCCCUGCCUGCAGAGGCACUUGCCCCUCCUCACAGACCCGGACCACGAGUCCAUCCACCAGGCGACGAACUCCCUGGCGAUCACGCUGUGCGAACGCGCAGAUCCCAGCUGCCAGCCUAGCGAGGAUAACACGUUUGUUUUCAUGAUCUUCCAGCACAAGAAGUACGUGGCCUUCCACAGUGUGUAUGAGCCCUACGUCAUGUUGUUCCGCCAGCGUGCGCCGUUCGAGAUGUUUGGGGUUUCCACCAAGCCACUCUGGAUCCACGGGAGGUUGUCCGCGAGUGUGGGGGUCGAGGAGGACCAACAGCAGUCGGAGAUGUUGUAUGUGACCUCCAUCAGCUGGAAACAGGCGGGCCAGCGCUACCAUGGAUACAUCGACGAUGCGGUGUUCUUGGGCUUUGGGCGGGAGGAUUCCCAUUCGGGAGGCAUAGAUGUGGUUGCGAGGGAUCUGCUCGAUGGACUGGGGUAUUGCUUCGGUUGAGGUGCUGUGCUGUGCUGUGCUGUUCUGUUCUGUAUGAUAUGAGACAACGAUAUGCUCUCCAGGGG